CUCAAAUUGCAUACCGUAUCCAGAAUGUCCAAUGAUCCCUUGAAACGAUGUUUGAACGAUACAUUACACAAUACCCUGACCGGAGACGACUGGAACGAUGCGCCGCCGCCGUACACUCUAGUUUCUGGGGAUGAAUCUACGCUUACAGAGCAUGACGGCCGCGUUAGUUUUGAUGUUGAUUCAAAACUCGCCCGUACUCUCUCUAUCCUCAUCAAAAACGCCCCGGAACAGUCCCUAUCCGAUCACCAGGAGUCUGCACUCGAGACUCGCGAGCAGCCACCACCUCUCAAUAUCGUUAUUCAGAUUGUCGGUAGCCGUGGCGACGUGCAGCCAUUCAUUGCGCUUGGAAACGAACUCCAGAAAGCUGGUCACAGAGUCAGGAUAGCGACACAUGACGUCUUCCGCGAGUUUGUCACCACAUCUGGACUUGGAUUCUAUCCUAUUGGAGGUAACCCAAAUGAACUGAUGGCAUAUAUGGUGAAGAAUCCGGGACUGAUUCCCAGCAUGAAGACGAUGCAAGCAGGAGAGAUUGCCAAGAAGAGAGCAAUGAUUCGCGAGAUGCUCGAAGGUUGUUGGAGAUCAUGUAUUGCGCCGGACGAGAUCACAGGUGCUUCUUUUGUCGCCGACGCCAUCAUCGCCAAUCCUCCUAGCUUCGCCCAUAUCCACUGCGCUCAGGCCUUGUGCAUUCCAGUACACCUCAUGUUCACGAUGCCCUGGACCGCAACNAAAAGCUUUCCCCAUCCAUUGGCCAACAUCAAAGAUAACAAAGCAGAGCCUAGUAUGGUAAAUCGCCUGUCUUACGCGAUGGUUGAAUGGAUGACAUGGCAAGGACUUGCAGAUGUGGUAAACGAUUGGCGCGAAACCAUCGACUUGGAACCAGUCCCUACGACUGAGGGGGCCCUUUUGGCGUACACGCAAAACAUACCUACAACAUAUUGCUGGUCAGCCGCUCUUGUUCCCAAACCUCAGGAUUGGGACGACCACAUCGACGUUUGUGGUUUCUUCUUUCGGGACGUGCCAGAUUAUAAGCCGUCGCAGGAUCUGCAAGACUUNUUGGAUGCUGGACCAACACCAAUAUACAUCGGUUUCGGAAGCAUAGUUCUUGAGGAUCCGAAAAGAAUGUCUUCAAUCAUUGCAGAAGCUGUCAAGAAUACCGGAGUGCGCUGUAUUCUGUCCAAAGGGUGGGCUGGUUUGAGCAAUAUUACGGAUUCUCUCAACAUCUUUGAGCUUGGCGACUGUCCACAUGAUUANGAAUGGCUCUUUCAAUUCGUUUCAGCUGUUAUCCAUCACGGAGGAGCUGGUACAGCCGCGUGUGGCCUGAAGCACGGUCUGCCAACCCUAGUGUGCCCCUUCUUUGGCGACCAACCGUUCUGGGGCGAAAUGAUCUAUGCUGCUGGUGCAGGACCUAGACCAAUACACCACAUGAAUCUGACCGCCAAAAACUUGAGCGAAGCCAUCGCCUUUCUUACAACACCCGGAGCAAGACACUCCGCCUGUCGAAUAGCGCGAAGCAUGUCAGCAGAGAAUGGUGUGAGAGCUGCAGUCCAAUCUUUCCACCGCAAUCUACCUCGAGACUCCGUUCGCUGCGAUAUAGUACCUGACCUGCCCGCUGUAUGGACAUACAAAGUAUCGGCCAAACGAACCAUCAAACUAUCCAAGCUGGCUGCGGAAGUUCUUGCCGAUCGCCUCAAGAUUGAUGGCAAGAAACUGGGUAUGAACGAGAUCAGAAGUUAUCACAUCACGAAUCGGCGCUGGGACCCCAUCACAGGUGCUGCCAGUGCGGCCGUAGGCACCGUGUACAGAUCCGGAAUGGCGAUUGGUGGCGGUUUCAAGGAGAGGCGAGCUUCCAACCACGGAGAUCAGCUCUCUGUUCCUGGUACAUCAACGUCAAGAUCUCGGUCCCGCAGCAGAUCGCCUCGUCCCACCAAGAAUGGAGGAGACGACUGCGAAUCCAUAUUGUCCUACGAAGAUGGAACGGACAGCAAAUCCUUCAAGACAGCAGAUUCUACAGAGCUUGGCUCCAAGAAGCAGAUUUCUGAGGGCGGUCGCAUAGUUAGAGGCUUCGGAAAAGCAGGCAACACGAUACUCAAAGGUGGACUAAUCGACAUUCCNUUUGCCCUGGCCGAAGGUCUGCGGAACGCACCUGCCAUGUACGGCGACACACCACGCGACUUUGGCCCUGUCACUGAUUGGAAAACUGGCGGUGUUGUUGCAGGCAAAGGCCUCUUCUUUGGCAUCUAUGACGGUAUUGCCGGUCUCGUCAUCGAGCCUGUGAAGGGUGCAAAGCAAGAAGGGGCCUUGGGUGCAUUGAAGGGCUUCGGAAAAGGCUUGGGUGGCAUCUAUUGGAAACCAAAUGCUGGGCUAGCUGGUCUGCUUGGAUACACUAUGCAGGGCAUCUACAAGAGUGUGUAUAGUGCUAUACACACUGGAACAAGAAGAGGCAUUGCAGCGGCGCGAAGGGAGGAGGGUAUUUGGCUGCUUGCAAAAGCGAGAGAGGAUGGUGAACUUGAUCUGGGAGACAUUAUCAUGACCUUCGAGAAGUUGAAGAAGGGUGAUGUUCGAUGA
Molecule: messenger RNA, 2565 nt
Organism: Aureobasidium musti
Lineage: Eukaryota; Fungi; Ascomycota; Dothideomycetes; Dothideales; Saccotheciaceae
Source: the annotation of a GenBank genome assembly